CAAUUUUCUGUGUAUAGAAUCACAGCAGUUUACCAAUCUUCCUGCAGGAAGAGAUAAAUUCCUGUAUCAUUUCAUCUUUGUUUCCAGUGUGAAAGGCCUCUUGAAUUUCAUUUCUGAGAACAAAAGCAACAUUUCCAAAUAUACAAUAGUCAUGUCACUCGCAGUACCAAGCAUGCCAUUUAACUUGGGUUCUCUGGUUUCCAGUAAUGCGUGGAUGUUUAAGGUUAUUUUCACUAACCCAAAUAUGCUACUGAUAAUUCUGAUAAUUGUGUUUGCCCUGGUCAAAUAUUGGCAUGCAUCCCAAAGGAAUACAAGUGCUAGUUCAAGCAAGCUAGUCCCAGAUUGCCAGUUGACAAAAAAAGAAUACGAAGACAUUAUUAACAGCUUCCUUCAAGAGAUCUCCUUCAAAAUUCCAGUUCUGAGCUGCAAUCUUGAGUUGAAGAGGCAGGUUAGGAACCGUUUAAAAUCUCAAGGUGUCUCUGCGGCAGUCAUUGAACAGAUCCAGGUCAGCAUUGAGACGGGUGUCAAAAUAACAAGUUGUACAUAUUCAUUCGCCUCCCCUCCUAUUCAAGAGGCUAUCGCUACAUACGCCUCAUAUGUUAUCAGCAUCGACGACCUUACCAGUGGGCUGUCGAAAGACCUACAGAUAUACACAACCAAGUUGACACUCGGCCAACCACAUCAGCACACUUUACUUCGUGGUCUUACAAGUCACCUAAGCGAGCAACAUAAUUUCUUUGGGUCCUUUGGUGGUGACAUGAUUAUCAAAGGGACUUUGGAAUUUAUCUCAUCAGCGAAUAUUGAGAAAUAUCAGACUGAGAGUCUCCGCUUGACAAGAGAUGCCUCCGAUUACCUCUUUUUUUUUCGAGCCAAAACCGGUGUUGCUGAGCCGUUUGCUUUCUUUUGUUUUCCCGAAGAUACACAUCCAGAGGCAACAGACUUGGAGAAAUACAUCUCCGCGGUGCCGAGUAUUAUGUUAUUCUUGGGACAUGUCAACGACAUUCUCUCGUUUUACAAAGAGGAGAUAAAAAAUGGGGACUCUCCAAGCUUUCUGCAUAGCCAUUCCAAGCUUCAUAAUAUCACCUCACUUCAGUCGUUACGCCAGAUUAAGACGGAAACCGUGGAAGUGAUACAGAAACUUCGAAACAUUUUUGCUGAAGACGAGCUUCUACUGGAACAUAUUGAAAAAUUCAUUCAAGGUUAUGUCUUGUAUCACUUAUCAUGUACCCGUUACAAGUUGUCCGAACUAAAUAUUCCUGAGGCUAUUGAGGCAACCAGACGCGACUAUUGAAUAUAAGGCUAUUUGAGGGCAUUUGAGUUGCAUGCAUUGGAUAGCAUGUUCAUGUCAAUUGGCCUGUUUUAUUUGGAGGGAAUAUUUAGUGAAUGAAGAAUGUCUUGAAUUUAAUGCUCAGAUAUUAGAAAUGAACGGCCC
Aspergillus ruber CBS 135680 is the source of this 1432-nucleotide messenger RNA. Its product is annotated as terpenoid synthase. Lineage: Eukaryota; Fungi; Ascomycota; Eurotiomycetes; Eurotiales; Aspergillaceae. The transcript is spliced from 2 exons. Gene Ontology annotation, molecular function: carbon-oxygen lyase activity, acting on phosphates. The record is from RefSeq and is a predicted model, not a curated record. Bases 173 to 1291 code for a protein of 372 amino acids.